AUGAAAGUAAAGUAUGCUGUUCAGGUCCUGAGCACACGUGUUGCGAAUGCAGUUGAAGCAUUCUAUGGAAAUGGUCAUCAGGCUACAGUUACAUUCAUUAGAAAUUUUGAUAAAUUCUUUGACUGCCUUAAUGUAAGAAGUAUGGAGGAAGGGAAACGCAAGAAGAAGACAAAUUUGUUGCCAUACAGAUCUACUGAAGAUGAAAGAUUAAAGUGGCUGAACAAUGAUUUUCUUCAGUAUCUUGAUGAUUGGGAUCGGGCAGUUGAUGGCAGACAUGAAUUGUCAAAGCGGGAUCGUAAUCGCAUGAAACUAAGCCGAGAGACACUGAAGGUUGCAUCAUUUGUGGCAGUGACAAAGUAUCUGCUGGGCCAGCCUGGGAUUGAGCGCAUCCUCUCAGAAAAGUUUAACCAAGAUCCUUUUGAAGCAUACUUUGGUAAUCAUCGCCAGAUGAAGGGAGGCAACGAAGCACCGAAUGUUCCGCAAUUUUGUUGCAAUGCAAAUGCGCUGCAACUGAAGUCAUUAAAUUUGCUGAGGAUCAGUGGAUCAAAUGUAAAAAUCCAAGCAAAA
This is a messenger RNA of Saccoglossus kowalevskii, 567 nucleotides long. RefSeq lists its product as uncharacterized. Lineage: Eukaryota; Metazoa; Hemichordata; Enteropneusta; Harrimaniidae. The record is from RefSeq and is a predicted model, not a curated record.